Penaeus indicus is the source of this 2270-nucleotide messenger RNA. RefSeq names its product ketosamine-3-kinase-like. The transcript has 10 exons. The record is from RefSeq and is a predicted model, not a curated record. Lineage: Eukaryota; Metazoa; Arthropoda; Malacostraca; Decapoda; Penaeidae. Bases 194 to 1111 code for a protein of 305 amino acids.
UUUAUCAUCAUUAUCACCAAAUUAGGGACAGGUACAAGAUCAAACUUGCCAGAAUGUAUGUGGUGAAUAGUAAGCCCGGCGAGCGAUUGAUGGCAUCCCACAAUCAUGGCUAGAAAUGCCUCCCUCUUCAGUGGCUUUAAAGAAUUUCACAAUACCCACCCUAUUUGGAAGAUCAGAAGGGAUUUGGUGAAAGAUGUUUAAAACUAUUAAGGAAGCCCUUGGUAUUACCUACCUCAGGCGUACAGGCCAAGGAGGUGGUGGAUAUAUAAGCGAGGGAGAAAUAUACAAGACAGAUAAAGGGCAAGUGUUUUUGAAAAGGAAUGCAGAUCCAAUGGCUCGACAAAUGUUUGAUGGGGAACUUGAAGGCCUGAAAGCCAUAAUUGCCACUGGAACUAUAAGAGCUCCCGAGCCACAUUUUGUGAUAGAUAACCCAGACGGAGGCGCUGUUCUUGUCAUGGAGAGCCUAGACAUGAAGGACAUUAAAAAUCACUCGGCUGCUUUGGGGGAGCAGGUGGCCAGAAUGCACCUGCAUAAUCUAGAAGAAAUUAAGAAAUAUGACAGUUGCAAUAGUCGUGUUGGUCAAAAUCAGAAUUAUGAACCAGUUUUGCAGUUUGGGUUCCCUGUUACUACUUGUUGUGGGUAUAUACCACAAGACAACACCUGGUGUGAUGAUUGGUUGGUGUUUUUUUCAAGAAAGCUUCAGGUGCAGUUCACCUUAAUAGAAAAAGAGUUUGGCAAUCGUGAAGUAAGAGAGCUCUGGUCGUUUUUGCAACUGAAACUUCCUCAGUUUUUCAAGGAUGUGGACAUAAAGCCAUCUUUAUGCCAUGGUGACCUUUGGAGCGGCAAUGUGGCUGAGAUUACCGAUUGUCCAGUGAUUUUUGAUCCUGCUGCAUUCUAUGGCCAUUUUGAAUUUGAUUUAUCAAUUGCAAAAUCGUACGGAGGUUUUGAUAAGCAAUUCUGGGAAAGUUACUACAGUGUACUUCCAAGAGCUAAAGGAUGGAAUAAGAGAUACAAGGUGUACAAGCUAUUUGGCCUGUUGCUUGAAUGGAAUCACUUUGGGAAUUUGAACAGUUCUGCAGCAGUCCACUUGAUGAGGGAUUUGUGUUGGUAAUAUUCAUUAGUCUUGAGAUGAUCCAUGAUGAAGAAUAAAUUUUUCAUGACCUGAAAGAGGGUUGGGAUCAGCACAUUAUCUCAUCUGGUCUUCUGUAGACAUGGCAAAAGUGAGGCAAGAAGAAUUUUAGCCCACCUAUUCAAGGUCUUAUAAAAGGAUUCUUCUGAGUUUCAGCCAGUUCAAUACGUGCCUUAUACUUCAACAGGAUACUCUGGAGCUGUUUCAUAACUGAAUCAUCAUUCAGUCUUCUGAAUGCUUUUGUAGUUAUGUAAUUCAGCUUGAUUUAUUCCCAGCCUUUACCAAGUCUAUUUUUAGUGCAUUGAUAUGAUGGAGGAUCUAUAACAGUGGUUCUCAACAUGCGUGUUGUUAUUACCUUCCAAGUGUUGCCUAAUAUUUUGCAGACGAAUAUACCUUUCUUUUGAAAUACUGCCAUUUUAGUUUGAAACUUUAGAAAAAUGCAGAAAGUUCAUAUUAGUUAACCUAAAUUUCCCAUUAAUUACAACUUAUUUAGUGAGUAAUCUUACAGUAGUUCCUACAGUUUCAAGUGAAUAUAGUUAGUGUUUAUAUGUGUAAUACAUUUGUAUCCCUAUAAUAAUGGAGUAAAUAGCUAGUUUGUUGCAGAAAUCUAGGUUAUAUUUUUAGUGAGUUGUCAAACUGAAAAAGUUGAGAACCACUGGUCUAUAACAUGUUAUAGUAGACUUUUACAACACAGUAUCUCAUAUAAUUUUUCCUCUUUGCAUUGAUUAUUCUAUCACCUCAGUGUUUGUUCCCUCCCAUACUUCUCUUUCACAUCUAUUGUUUGUCCCUACCAUGAUGUUGGUCAUCCUGCUACCAAGGUGUAAAACACAAUAACACCCCUGCUUAUUCUUAUAUAGAUUCAUGGAAGUAUUUUUAUCAUUUUCAGUAUAUCUCUGUAUUUACCUUUGAUAAUUGUUUUGUUGCUCUUCUGCACACAUUCAAUUACAUGAUUUGUAACUUGUUUGAAGCUCAACCUGUACUUACAUAAUCCAGAUGCAUUUUCACCAUAACUUUGUAUAGUGUGAGAAAUGUUUCCUUUUUGAGUAAUCUGUAUGAUCCUUGAAUCUUUUCCAUACUAAAACUUGCUGUGUUGAUUAUCUUGCUGAUAUGGUUAUGAACUUUCAGAUCUUUGUCAAUAAAC